UUAAAAUUGACGCAGUUUGAGAAGUGGAGAUAUUUGUAUAGUUGUUAUUUAAGAUGCGAGCGUUGUAUUUGUCUCGCAGCGUGACACAAUGAAUCCUUUUGAAAAUAUUUCAUCAGGCAGUUUCAUAGGCUACGGAGACACACACUGUUUACAUGCUAACCCAACGUACCGGUGUUGAUGUAGUAAAGUGGCUGUGGUGGACUGUACGUGAAAGCAUUAAAAGCAUUUGCCUUCUAGCAAUAAUACGACUAAUAUUGCCGAGAGAAAGGCAGUGUUACCACUUUUUAAUCGGCCAGUUCUUCACAAUAAUUUUUGUCUUUCGUCUUACUAGCUAACAUGUACACAAGGAAGCUAACAUAAUGCUAAUAGCUAAUAAUUCCGUGGAUGCCCUAUCUGACGUUAAAGCAGUUGUUGAACUAAGGAUGUUUAUAAUUCUUCUAUAAUGGUUGUGGAGGUAGAAAGCUUCUUCGGUGUGUACAUGUUGUACUGCAUCAAUCCUAAAUUCAAAGGCCGUAUUUACAUCGGCUUCACUGUGAACCCUGAGCGCAGGAUCGGACAGCACAACGCUGGACGGCACAGAGGGGGAGCCAAGAGGACCAGUGGAAGAGGACCAUGGGAGAUGGUCCUCAUUAUACAUGGCUUUCCUUCUGAUAUUGCUGCCCUCAGGUUUGAGUGGGCGUGGCAGCACCCUCACUCCUCCAGGCGUCUCUCCCAUGUCUCCCGGCGCUCCAAGAAAGAGUCCAGCCUGCAGUUCCACUGGCGGGUCGUCUCAAACAUGCUGCGGGUGGCGCCGUGGAACAGACUGCCGCUAACGGCUCGCUGGCUGAAACAGGAGUACAGGAUGGACUUUGAGCCUAGUCUGCAGCCUCCGCUGCACAUCCCCAUUGCUUUUGGCAGUGUGAGAGCCAAAAAGAUGCUGCCUCUGCAGGCUGCAGGAGAGGAGGACAAGACAUCCACUUGUUCUCUCUGUAAAAGGCUGCUUAAGGAGUCAGAAAAGCUGAGCUGUUUCCACCCAUCCUGUGGAAUGAGCAGUCAUGUGAUCUGCCUUGCUAACCAUUUCCUGAAGUCAGAGCCGUCCCACCUCCUGCCAGUGGAGGGUGAAUGUCCGUCGUGUUGUCACUCUGUUCUGUGGGGGAGCCUCAUCCGCCAUAAGCAUGGCUGCUUUGGGGACCUAGAGGAGAUCACACUGUCUGCAUCCCAGGGCCACUGGGCAGAUGAGCUGCAGAUAUGAGGGAAUGGAACCUGCAAAAAUUAAUUUAUAUUUCCUUCUUAAUGAACUGGAACUGUGUUGCCACACGACCGUGUCAUAGAGAAUUAUAUAGAUUAUAUGUAAUGGAUAUGCUGUUUCAAACUGAACAGGAAGGUACAGAAAGUUGAUAAAAGCUGUCCAGUAGAAAUUUGUGCAAAUGCAACAUCUCAGGACUACAGGAUCCACUGGCUGUGUUCCAUUUUUAUCUUUCUGAUCAUGAAAUAUCUUUUUUCACCAUGUCUAAAUAUAAAUGUUAAAUGUAUUCAAUAUGUGUGAAAAACAUUUUUAAUGCAUUGUGUGACAAAUAAAAGAUUAUUUUGUAGUGUACAUGAAAUAUUUUCUGUCACAGUAGUACAGUAGUGAUGCUGAUCUGUGAAAGCCUACAGUCCAGUAGCCACUAUCACUCCUCGACCUUUUCAUCUGAUGGCAAAGGGAACAGUUUAGGGAACACUACUACUGGCCUGCCAGAUGGUCUCUGGAGAUUGUUUGUACUCACCUGUGUACUUGCACCUUUUUAUGUAUGACAGAACAAAAGUGACAAGCAGCAGGAAAAAGACUUCUAAAAUAUGCCAAAACAUAUUUAAUGUCUUCUAAAUUUUCUUUUGUGUGAAGCAAUAUUGGAAAAAAGAGACAGACUUCAUUCAGAAGUGCUAUGCUCAGCAGUUUGUCCCAUUUCAAUGCCUUGGUGCUUGCGAUAGCUGUGGCAGGAGGCAUUAUGUUUUUUAAGGUUGACCGUCUGUCUGUCCAAUUCUUGUGAACAUAUCUCAAGAAUGCUUUGAGAGAACUUGGACUCAAUAAUGAACUGAUUUGAUUUUGGUGAUAAUAAGUCAGAAGUCAAGGUCGCAAGGCAAGGUCAUCUAUGUUAUUCUUGUGAAUGCAAUAUCUCAAUACCUGAAGGGAUUUAAAAAAAAAAAUGGCACAAAUGUUCACUUGGAUCUAUCUUUGAAAUGAUUUGAUUUUGGUGAUCAAUGGUCAAGAUCACUGAACUGAACAUCUGUCUCAUUCUUGUGAGUGCGAUAGCACAAGAACAUUUUUAGCGAAUUUCCUGUGUCAUAUGGAUUACUGUUAAUUUAUCAUGUUGAUCUGUUCUGUACGACAUCUAUUGCACGUCUGUCCGUCCUGGAAGAGGGAUCCCUCCUCAGUUGCUCUUCCUGAGGUUUCUACCGUUUUUUUUCCCCCGUUAAAGGGGUUUUUUUGGGGAGUUUUUCCUUAUCCGCUGUGAGGGUCUUAAGGACAGAGGGAUGUUGUAUGCUGUAAAGCCCUGUGAGGCAAAUUGUGAUUUGUGAUAUUGGGCUUUAUAAAUAAAAUUGAUUGA
Epinephelus fuscoguttatus (brown-marbled grouper) is the source of this 2564-nucleotide messenger RNA. RefSeq names its product SLX1 homolog B, structure-specific endonuclease subunit (gene slx1b). Gene Ontology annotation, biological process: double-strand break repair via homologous recombination. Gene Ontology annotation, cellular component: Slx1-Slx4 complex. The record is from RefSeq and is a predicted model, not a curated record. Gene Ontology annotation, molecular function: crossover junction DNA endonuclease activity; 5'-flap endonuclease activity. Lineage: Eukaryota; Metazoa; Chordata; Actinopteri; Perciformes; Serranidae. The coding region runs from base 443 to 1231 and encodes 262 amino acids. The transcript is spliced from 5 exons.